Molecule: messenger RNA, 2226 nt
Organism: Acomys russatus (golden spiny mouse)
Lineage: Eukaryota; Metazoa; Chordata; Mammalia; Rodentia; Muridae
Product: zinc finger protein 717-like
Exons: 5
Coding region: 279-2090 (603 amino acids)
Biological process (GO): regulation of transcription by RNA polymerase II
Cellular component (GO): nucleus
Molecular function (GO): DNA-binding transcription activator activity, RNA polymerase II-specific; RNA polymerase II cis-regulatory region sequence-specific DNA binding
Source: RefSeq, a predicted model, not a curated record
UUCUCGUUCAUGGCUGCUGUGUCCAAAGUGUGUCCGAGUGUCUUUCUGUCCGAAGACUAGGAAUGUCUGGAUCUGUGGCUUCGGCUGGCCAAGGGACCGUUACAGAAGCUCUGCCAAGGAGCUAACUGUAUGGUGUUUUGAGUGGAGAAUUUAGGACCAAGCCAUGAAUAGACUCGCACUCUCAUGACUCUACACUAGUCUCCUUCUCUCAAGUGUCUCUCCGAUAUCACCCGUGCAUUGCCAAGGGCAAAACCAAAAACAAGCAACUGACAGACAUCAUGAGUGAAUAUGUGGAUUUGGUGUCGUUUGAGGAUGUCACUGUGAACUUCACCUGGGAGGAGUGGCAGAAUCUCAAUGACACUCAGAGGAUGCUGUACAGGAACGUGAUGCUGGAGACCUACAGCAGCCUGCUGUCACUGGGGCAGUGCAUCCCUAAACCUGAGUUGAUCUUCAAAUUGGAACAGGGGGCGGAGCCCUGGACAGCAGAAGACCCUGCAAACCACAGUGUGCCAGGCUUCUGCACUGUGGAUGGUACAAUUGAGACCAACAAGAAGAGUCAAAAGAAACAUCUGUGGCGAGUCACUGCCAACAGCCCCAAUGGAGCAACCGAGGAGACAGGUGGAUUAGAAAACAUGCUUUAUUUAUGCUCCAUGAACAUUUCAAAUUUUGUUGUAAAUAAUAGAAACUGUUCAGGAGUGAAGUCUGAGAGGUUGAAUGGAUAUCAGAAUACAUGUCUUGCUUCUGAUCCCAAUGGAGUGUGUACUGCAGAGAAAUACAAUGACUGUUGUGCAGCAGGGAAAUCCCUCAGAUGUCCUGAGCAGUUUGGUCAACAUUCCAAGGUUCAAACUGGACAGCAGGAUCUUGAAUAUAGUGGAGAAGGGAAAGACGCAAAGGAGGCAAAACUCUUGAAAAAAAUUACUUCAUCUGUGAGACUUAAGAUGGAACUGAGCUCCUGUAAGCAUAAUGAAUGUGAGCAAGUUUCUGCUAAGUCAGAUGUCGUGGCUGAGGUAGGGAAGGCCAGUUUCAGGAAAAAAUGUAACCCCACUAAACAUCAAGCACCAUACUCAGGGAGCAAAUCUUGUAAAUGCCUUGAAAGUAAGAAAACCUUUACUAGCAAGUUGGACCUUACAGUUCAUCAGGGGACACACAACCCGAGAAAAGCCCAUGUGUGUAUCCAGUGUGAGAAAGCCUUUAGCACUCACUCUUCCCUGACUAUUCAUCAGAGAAUUCACACAGGAGAAAAGCCCUAUGGAUGCAGUGAGUGUGAUAAAACCUUCCGGCAAAAGUCAGCCCUCAUUGUCCAUGAGAGAACUCACACUGGGGAGAAACCCUUUGAAUGUCAGGAGUGUGGUAAAGCCUUCCAACAUAAGUGGUACCUCAAAAUGCACCAGAGAACUCACACUGGUGAGAAACCAUAUGAAUGCAAAGAAUGUGGAAGGGCCUUUCUGAAGAAGUCAUACCUCAAGAUGCAUCAGGGAACUCACAAGAGUGAGAAGCCAUAUGAAUGUGAAGAAUGUGGAAAAACCUUCCAUAACAGGUCAUACUUCAACAUGCAUCAUAGAACUCACACUGGUGAGAAGCCCUAUGCAUGCGCCGAGUGUGGGAAAGCCUUUUACCAAAAGUCAGACCUCAGGAGGCAUCAGAGGAUCCACAGCAGUGAGAAAUUACAUGAAUGCAAAGAAUGCGGAAAAGCUUUUCAAAAUAAAUCAUACCUCAAAACUCAUCAGAAAGUUCACACAGGUGAGAAACCAUAUGAAUGUAAAGAGUGUGGAAAAGCAUUUCAGAACAAGUCAUAUCUCAGCAAGCAUCAGAUAAUCCACACAGGCGAGAAGCCCUAUGAGUGCAGUAAAUGUGGGAAAACCUUUCAGUGGAAGUUGGUCCUCAGUAAGCAUCACAGAACCCACACUGGCGAGAAGCCCUACGAGUGCAUUCAGUGCGGGAAAGCGUUUGGCUACAGAUCAUCCCUUAUUGUACAUGAGUUGAUUCAUUCUGGGGAGAAACCCUAUGAGUGUAACGUAUGUAGAAAAACCUUUUCACAGAAAUCAAACCUGAGCAGGCACCAGAGAACUCACAGCCAUGGGGAGUUGUGAUGGUAAUGGGGACAGGAAGGCGUUUACCUCACACGUAAGCCCCAGAAUGCACCGAGUACUCCAAGAAUCCACUCAAGCAUGAGUAGUGCAGGUGUUCUUUCUGUAAGACAAAUCUCAGUUCAUAGGAGAGAGAGCA